GGAAGGAAGGAAGGAAGGAGCUGAAGAAGAGAGAAGGCGCUCCGGGUGCCUGGAGGGGAAGCGGGCAAGGUGGACUCCAACUUGGGCUCCUGAAGCGGACCGGGGGUCAUUUUUGGCUUCGCCUGCGUGGCUUGGCCUCUCCUUCUCCCGGCGGAGGAGGGUUGGCCAAGAAGGCUCCGCCUUUGCUUCUCUUCUGGCAGCCGAGUUGGGAGCUGCGGGCGGAGGAAGAGGAAGGAGAGAAGGAGGAGGAGGAGGAGGAAGAGCAGGGGGAGGCCUUCCUCGCCCAGGAGGGUGGGCUUCCUCCCCGUGGACCCGCCACCCUCGGCGUGGGCUGCAAAAGCGAGCCAAGGAGGGAGGCAGGCUUCGCGGUGGCUCUUCUCCCGACUCUGCAGCCUUCCUCUUCUUCUCCACAAGCCCAGGACUAGAGGCAGCCCAGAAGAGAGGAGAGAGAGUGGACCCAACAGCCUUCCUCUUCCUCCUCCCCCCAAGCAGCUGACACAAGCCUAGGACUUGAGGCAACCCUUGGAGAGACCCUUCCUCCUCCUCCUCUUCUUCUUCCUUCUCCUCUUCAGGAUCUUUUGGAGGAAGCCCAGGAGACAAGAGCCUUCCUCCUUCUUCUCCUCCUCUUCUUCUCUGAAGCAGCUGACACAAGCCCAGGACUUGAGGCAACUCCAAAGUCGGGGAAUCCGACCCCAUCGCCUUCCUCUUCUUCCUCCUCCUCUUCAGGAUCUUUUGGAGGAAGCCCAGGAGACAAGAGCCUUCCUCCUUCUUCUCUUCUUCUUCUCUGAAGCAGCUGACACAAGCCCAGGAUUUGAGGCAACCCUCCGAGAGACCCUUUCUCUUUCUUCGUCCUCCUUCUCCUCUUCAGGAUCUUUUGGAGGAAGCCCAGGAGACAAGAGCCUUCCUCCUUCUUCUCCUCCUCUUCUUCUCUGAAGCAGCUGACACAAGCCCAGGACUUGAGGCAACUCCAAAGUCGGGGAAUCCGACCCCAUCGCCUUCCUCUUCUUCCUCCUCCUCUUCAGGAUCUUUUGGAGGAAGCCCAGGAGACAAGAGCCUUCCUUCUCCUCCUCAUCUUCUUCCAAGCAGCUGACAUAAGCCCAGGACUUGAGGCAACCCCAAAGUCCCAGCCGCCUUCCUCCUUCUCGUCUCCAGGAUCUUCUGGGGGCAGCCCAAGGGACAAGAGCUUUCCUCCUCCUCCUUCUCCUCCUUCUCCUCUUUUCCCAAGCAACUGACAGAAGCCCAGGACUAGAGGCAACCCAGAAGUCGGGAGAUCCAACCCAGCCGCCUUCCUCCUCCUUCUCGUCUCCAGGAUCUUCUGGGGGCAGCCCAAGAGACAACAGCCUUCCUCCUUCUCCUCCUUCUCCCAAGCAGCUGACACAAGCCCAGGACUAGAGGCAACCCCAAAGUCGGGAGAUCUGACCCAGCCGCCUUCCUCCUCUCCUCCUCUUCAGGAUCUUUUGGAGGCAGCCCAAGAAACAAGAGCCUUCCUCUUCCUCCUUCUCCUUCUCCUCUUCUCCCAAGCAGCUGACACUAGCCCAGGACUUGAGGCAACCCUAAAGUUGGGAGAUCCGACCCCUUCCUCUUCUAGAUCCUUUGGGGGCAGCCCAGAAGGCAAGAGCUCGGACCCACCACCUUCCCCCUCUUCUUCUUGCCUCAAGCCCCUUCUUCAAGCCUGGGUCUGGCUGGGAAAGGUAACCCAGGAGUGAAAAGUGUGGGCAAGCCACCUUCAUCUCUCUCUUCUCUCCAAGGCGGAGGCUUCAAAGCACAGUUACACAAGCCCCAAAAGCUUGGACUCAGGUGUCUUCCUCUUUCUCUCUCUGUUGGGUCUCCUUCCACAAGCUCAGAGGUCGCUGAAGUGGGCUUGGAAGCAACCCAGAAGGAAGGAGUUUGGACCCACCUGCCUUCUUCUCUCGUCCGCUGAGUCCAGGUCUCGCUGAGUUGGUUUGGAGGCAACCUAAAGGACCCCACUUGUAUCCACUCCUCUUUUGACCCCUGGGAGUGGGACCAAAGAAGGGUGAAGGGAGACCCAUCAAAGCAGCCAAGGCACCCUUUUCCUCCAUUAUUCUCCCAAAGGAAGUUUGGCUCCAUCAUCCAGGGUGCUCCCACGGCCUGAUGGGUUUCUGAUGGUCUCCUGCUGACAAGCUGGGAAGAGCAUGGUCAAACACCAGCCUCUACAGUACUACGAGCCACAGUUAUGUUUGUCAUGUCUGACGGGGAUCUAUGGCUGCCGCUGGAAAAGAUACCAGCGGUCACAUGAUGACACCACCAAGUGGGAACGCCUCUGGUUCUUAAUCCUCACCUUUUCUUUCAUCCUGACCCUGGUCUGGUUUUAUUUCUGGUGGGAAGUUCACAAUGACUACAAUGAAAUCAACUGGUUUUUAUACAAUAGAAUGGGAUACUGGAGUGACUGGACCAUUCCAAUCCUCGUCACCACGGCUACUGGCUUCACAUAUAUCACAGCUUUAUUGAUUUUAGCUCUGUGCCACAUAGCCGUAGGACAACAAAUGAACUUGCACUGGAUCCACAAGAUUGGGUUGGUGACGACCUUGAUAUCGACCGUCGUCACGAUGUGCUCGAUAGCCCAGCUGUGGGACGAUGAGUGGGACAUGGUGGUUAUAUCACUACAGGCAACGGCUCCUUUCCUGCAUAUCGGGGCCCUUGUGGCUGUUACGGCACUCUCCUGGUUGAUCUCUCUCCAGUUUGCAAGAUCUGAAAGAGCCACCUCUCAGGUGCUGACAUUUGCAGCCUACUUUGCGGUGGUCCUCGCUCUUUACCUUAUCCCGCUCACCAUCUCUUCCCCUUGCAUAAUGGAGAGGAAAGACCUGGGACCCAAGCCUGCCAUUAUUGGUCAUGGUGGAGCACCCAUGCUGGCACCAGAAAACACGCUGAUGUCCUUUCAGAAGGCAGUGGAGCAGAAAGUCUAUGGAGUGCAAGCAGAUGUAGUGAUAAGUUAUGACGGAGUACCUUUCCUAAUGCAUGACAAGACACUACGGAGGACAACUAAUGUAGAAGAAGUGUUUCCACAACUGGCUUAUGAGCAUGCUUCCAUGUUCAACUGGACUGACUUGGAGGUGCUCAAUGCUGGUGAAUGGUUCCUCAGGACUGAUCCUUUCUGGACCGCCAGCUCCCUCUCCCGUUCCGAUUUCGUGAAGGCUGCCAACCAGUCCAUCUGCAAACUGGCCGACCUGCUGGAGACGGUCAAGGGCAACGCCAGCGUCCUCCUCAACCUCCAGGACUUGCCCCUGGACCAUCCCUACUACAACUCCGCCAUCAACAUCACUUUGGAAACGGUUCUUGAAUCGGGCAUCCCUCAGCAGGCUGUAAUGUGGCUGCCCAAUUCGGACCGGACGAUGGUUCAGGAAAUUGCUCCCGGUUUCCAGCAGACGUCUAGCACCAAGGGAGAGGCACAGCAGCUGCGGGACAGAGGUUUCCAGAAACUGAACCUGCGCUACACCAAGGUCACCGGUGAAGAUAUCAGGGAAUACGCAGCUGCAAACUUGAGCGUGAACCUGUACAUUGUGAACGAACCCUGGCUUUACUCCAUCCUUUGGUGCAGCGGGGUCCAGUCGAUCACCUCUGACAACGUGCCCACCCUCAGCAAGAUGUCUUCUCCUUCCUGGCUGAUGACUCCGGAUGAAUACUAUCUGAUGUGGAUCAUCGCUGAUCUCAUUUCAUUUCUCAUCAUCAUAGGAGUGUUCAUAUUCCAGAACUAUCACAUGAUCAGGUGGCGCUUUGGGAGCAUCCGGACGUACAACCCGGAGCAGAUCAUGCUCAGCGCUGCUGUCCGGCGGUCCAGCCGGGACGUCAACAUCAUGAAAGAGAAGCUCAUCUUUUCAGAAAUCAACAGCGGAGUGGAAAUGACGGACGAGCUCUCCCUCUGCUCCGACAACGGCUACGCCAAUGAGGUCGUGACCCCUAUGGACCAUCGAGAGGUCAAGCUCCGCAUUGACUGAGGCUGCUGGUUCGGGAAGGAGCUGGUGGUCUCCAUAACCCUAUAUACACCCCCCGCAAUCCAAAAAUACCCCAACUCACUCCUUGGUGCAAGCGGCUCUUUUGCGAGCUGCCCGGGACUCGGACUCCCUUCUCCCCGACUCUUCAUGCAAUGGACUUUGUGAGGGUGGCCUGGUGCCUCUCCAGAAACUGAAGCUGAGCUGGGUUUCUUCAGAACACUUUUUGUUGUUGUAAAUACGCCCCCCUUUUUUGUGUCCUUUUUCUUGCCCACAGCUGGGGGUGGGUUGGGUGGGUUGGUGGGGAGCGAUGGGCCUGUCGAUGAGGAGAAAACAGGCGACCGGACAUGGUGCCUCCCAAUUGUCUUGGGCAUCAUGGCAGGCCGGUGGUGGAACCAACCCUGUUGUCUCCUCUCCUCCUCUCUUUGGUGCAGCGAUUCUUAGCUGAACUUAUUUAAAGAUGGAUGUUGUGAAA
This is a messenger RNA of Anolis sagrei ordinatus, 4422 nucleotides long. NCBI's taxonomy places the organism in Eukaryota, Metazoa, Chordata, Lepidosauria, Squamata, Anolidae. The record is from RefSeq and is a predicted model, not a curated record.